This is a messenger RNA of Linum tenue, 1422 nucleotides long. The record is from the annotation of a GenBank genome assembly. Lineage: Eukaryota; Viridiplantae; Streptophyta; Magnoliopsida; Malpighiales; Linaceae.
AUGAAGACCCUCAUUCUCUUCUUCUCAAUACUCACCCUCCAAUUGCUCCGCGCCACGUCGGAUGGGUGCCAUCCGGACGACGAGAAGGGUCUCAUGAGCUUCAAAGCUGGCAUCACCCACGAUCCGUCUGGCAUGCUCUCCCUGUGGAAACCUGGCACCGAUUGUUGCCAGUGGCGCACCACGACCUGCCUCGCCAGCGGUCGUGUCAACUCGAUCUGGCUCACGGGAAGCCCUGACCAGCCCAACUCCUACUUAGCCGGUACUAUUUCUCCAUCUCUCGCGAAGCUUGAGUUCCUCAACGGACUCUACAUGAUGAACCUGAGAAACAUCACGGGCGGGUUCCCCACCUGGUUGUACGGAAUGCACAACCUGAUGUACUUAUAUUUACAAAACGUGCCACUGACCGGUCGACUCCCCCGAGACAUUGGCCGGUUCGGAGGCCGGCUAAACGCCCUGAACCUGGCAGGAAACCGGUUCACCGGAGCGAUACCCAGUUCCAUAUCCAAUCUAACCAGCCUGUCCGAGCUAAACCUCGCCGGCAACUUCCUCACCGGGAAAUUCCCGCUCGGCAUCCGCAACCUCACGAACUUGGAAACCUUGGAUCUCCAGAACAACCAGCUCGCUCGAUCCAUCCCUGAGAUCUUCUCUUCUCUCACCCGUCUCAGGUACCUCCGACUCUCCGGCAACAAUUUUACCGGGAAAAUCCCAAACUCAAUCUCAUCCCUUUCCCCAAACUUAGAAUACCUCGAGCUCGCCCGCAAUUCCCUCACCAGCCAAAUCCCUAGCUUCCUCGGAAGCUUCCACUCGCUCGACACCAUGAAUCUCGCCUGGAACAAUCUCACCGGACCCGUACCGAAAUCGUUCAAGAAUCUCACGAAGAUCUUCAAUUUGGAUCUCUCCCACAAUUCCCUCGUCGAUCCUUUCCCUGUUAUGAACGUGAUGGGGAUCGAGACCCUAGAUCUGUCGUACAACAAAUUCCACCUGGGGAGAAUCCCCGAUUGGGCGAGUUCUUCCCCGAUUCUCUACUCCCUGAAGCUGGCUAAGUGCGGGAUCAAGAUGAAUUUGACGAAUUGGAGGCCACAGCAGACGUAUUUCUACGAUUAUCUUGACUUAUCGGAGAAUGAGAUCUGGGGGAGUCCGGUUUGGUUGCUAAACCAGACCGAUUAUUUGGUUGGGUUUUGGGCGUCGGGGAAUAAGCUGAGCUUCGAUUUGAGGCAGAUGAGGAUUGUGGGGACGAUGAAGGAUUUGGAUCUGUCGAGGAAUUCAAUUUACGGCGGGGUGCCGAGUUCGGUUGCCGGAUUGCGGAAUUUGAAUGUGAGCUGGAAUCAUUUGUGUGGAAGGUUGCCGCCGACGAAGUUUCCGGCGAGCUCGUUUGAAGGGAAUAAGUGUCUUUGUGGCUCCCCUUUGCAGCCUUGUAAAUAA